CCACACCCUCCGCUUGGACGCAGCAGCCACCGCCGCGUCCCUCUCCCCACUAGGCUGCCGGCUCAGGACCCCCAGCUCCAACAUGUCGCCCUUUGGUCGCCUGUGUCUUCUCACCAUCGUUGGCCUGAUUCUCCCCACCAGAGGACAGACGUUGAAGUAUACCACGUCCAUUUCUUCAGCAGACCCAACUAUCAUGGACAUUCAGGUCCCGACACCAGCCCCAGACGCAGUCUACACAGAACUCCAGGCCACCCCUCCGACCCCAACCUGGCCUGCUGAUGAAACACCACAACCCCAGACCCAGACCCAGACCCAGCGACCGACAGGAGUGGAUGGGCCUCUAGUGACAGAUCCAGAGACACACAAGAGCACCAAAACAGCUCAUCCCACUGAAGACACCACGACGCUCUCUGAGAGACCAUCCCCAAGCACAGACGUCCAGACAGACCCCCAGACCCUCAAGCCAUCUGGUUUUCAUGAGGAUGACCCCUUCUUCUAUGAUGAACACACCCUCCGGAAACGGGGGCUGUUGGUCGCAGCUGUACUGUUCAUCACAGGCAUCAUCAUCCUCACCAGUGAGAACUGGGGUUGGGUGGGAAGGGCACCAAGACCAGGAGGGGGCUUAUGACUGAGGGCUGGGUUCUCAAAGGUCCCUGGGCAAUUUUGUUUUAAAUGAGGUGGCAAAUGCAGACAGCUGUCCGGGUUAUGCCGGAAUUAUUGCAGGUGAGUCCAUCAGAAACAGGAACCGACAACCCGCUGAGCACCCCAAGACCAAGCCCCCUGCCAGCUCACCGUGCCCAGCCUCCUGCAUCCCCUCGAAGAGCCUGGCCAGAGGGAAGGCACAGACGAUGAAGCUGGAGCCAGGGCUGCCGGUCCGAGUCUCCUACCUCCCCCAACCCUACCCGCCCCUGAAGGCUGCCUGGCGCCUUGGGGACUGUCCCUCAAGUUAUCUCCUCUGUUCAGACAAAAAGUAAAGCACUGUGGUCUUU
Molecule: messenger RNA, 989 nt
Organism: Mandrillus leucophaeus (drill)
Lineage: Eukaryota; Metazoa; Chordata; Mammalia; Primates; Cercopithecidae
Gene: FXYD5
Product: FXYD domain containing ion transport regulator 5
Exons: 9
Coding region: 83-628 (181 amino acids)
Biological process (GO): regulation of sodium ion transmembrane transporter activity
Cellular component (GO): membrane
Molecular function (GO): sodium channel regulator activity
Source: RefSeq, a predicted model, not a curated record